This is a messenger RNA of Helobdella robusta, 1122 nucleotides long. RefSeq lists its product as hypothetical. Gene Ontology annotation, cellular component: cytoplasm; transcription regulator complex; nucleus. Gene Ontology annotation, biological process: regulation of transcription by RNA polymerase II. The record is from RefSeq and is a predicted model, not a curated record. NCBI's taxonomy places the organism in Eukaryota, Metazoa, Annelida, Clitellata, Rhynchobdellida, Glossiphoniidae. Gene Ontology annotation, molecular function: protein dimerization activity; RNA polymerase II transcription regulatory region sequence-specific DNA binding; DNA-binding transcription factor activity, RNA polymerase II-specific. Bases 1 to 1122 code for a protein of 373 amino acids. The transcript has 9 exons.
AUGAAAGAAAAGUCGAAGAAUGCCGCCAGAUGCCGGCGUGAGAAGGAGAAUCAGGAAUUUCUGGAGCUUUCUCGUCUGCUUCCCCUGCCUGAGGCCAUCACGAACCAACUGGACAAGGCUUCCAUCAUUCGGCUGACCACCAGCUACCUCAAGAUCAUCAUUCUCUUCCCAGAUGGGUUGGGCGACAAUUGGGGAAAAAUAAUUCCCAAAAUGACGUCACGUGACAGGGAACUUGGAUCGCAGAUCCUGCAAACGUUGGACGGAUUCGUAUUCGUAAUCGAUCAACUCGGUAAGAUUCUGUACAUCUCCGAAACCGUAUCCGUUCAUCUCGGACUGUCGCAGGUUGAACUGACGGGCAACAGCAUCUACGAGUACUUACACCCUGAUGAUCAAGACGAGAUGGCUCAACUGCUCCAUUCACACCAUCAUCGUCAUCAUCACCACCACCACCACCACCACCACCAUCAUCAUCAUCAAGUUGAGAAGAUCUUAAGAGAUGCCUGCCUACGCGUAUGUUAUGAAGUGGCACGAUCAGUCUUCAUUAGGAUGAAGUGCGUGCUCGCGAAGAGGAAUGCCGGCCUCACUGCCAGUGGAUUCAAGGUGAUCCAUUGCUCUGGCUACCUCAAAAUCAGGUGCUCCAAGCCAGCAGCUUCCAACUCUUCAUCAACUGCUUCAACUACUGCUUCUCAACACGCUACAUGUUGCCAGCAGGAACACGUCGGACUCGUUGCAAUCGGCAACUCUCUACCGAACAGCACAGCGACAGAAGUCCGACUGUCGAACAGCAUGUUCAUGUUCAGGGCCAGUUUGGAUUUGAAGUUCAUCUUCAUGGACAGCAAAGUGACGCACUUCACGCAGUUCGAGCCACAUGAACUCAUCGAUCGAACUCUCUACAACUUCGUACACGCCUAUGACGCAUACGCUCUCCAAUACGAUCACAACACUCUGUUAAUGAAAGGCCAGGUUACUACGAAGUACUACAGAUUCCUAACAAAGGGAGGGGGCUGGGUCUGGGUUCAAACGCACGCCACGAUCGUCCACAACACUCGCUCUUCCAGGCCCCACUGCAUCGUGACUGUCAAUCACGUCGUCAGGUUUUCCUUCAAGUUUUUCACGGUCUAG